Molecule: messenger RNA, 778 nt
Organism: Oreochromis aureus
Lineage: Eukaryota; Metazoa; Chordata; Actinopteri; Cichliformes; Cichlidae
Product: B-cell receptor CD22-like
Exons: 7
Coding region: 1-750 (249 amino acids)
Source: RefSeq, a predicted model, not a curated record
AUGCUAACCCAGCAGCUAAUUACAUCUGCUGAGAACAGGCUGGGAACAUCAACACCUGAAAAACUUUCUGUUGAUGUGAAAUAUCCUCCAAAGCUUCCCUCUGUGUCAGUGAGUCCCUCUGCUGAGAUAGUGGAGGGCAGUUCAGUCACUCUGACCUGUAGCACUGAUGCUAACCCAGCAGCUAGUUACACCUGGUACAAGGAGGAUGAAGACUCACCUAAAACAUCAGGACACAACUUCACCAUCACUGACAUCACACCUGAACACAGUGGGAGUUAUUACUGUAAGGCCCAGAACAACAGAGGACAUCAUUACUCCACCUUACAGCUGACUGUAUCAAGAGCAUGGAAACCAACAGUUGUAUCAGGAGUCUCUGCUAUUCUCCUGGCUCUCCUACUCGUCUCUGUCAUCCUGUGGAUCAUAAAAAAGAGAUCCCCCAAGCAACAGCAGCCUGAGCCUGGAGAGAGACCGGACACUAGUGAACAGCUGCAAUCUGCAGAUGGUGAAGUCGUCUAUACUACAGUCUGCUUUGUCAAACACAAGGGUGAAGCGGUCUACGCCAACAUCAGACCAGCUCAGGCCAAAAAACACAAGGAAGAAGACGAGAGGGUCGUCUACUCUGCUGUCACUUUCAGGAGUGCCAGUACUGCCCCGAGAAUCCAGACCACAACUCCAGAAGAUGCAGAGGAUCCAGCUGCUCUGUACAGCACAGUCAACAGACUUUCAAGACAUGGAAAACCAUCUCUCUAGCAGACUUUUUAUCCAUGGUAAUCUUUUA